AUGCGGCGAAGAAGCUCCGUGGACGCAACGGCCAAUGCGGCCCUCGCGAAGAUGGGCUAUGCCAGUGAGCUGCCACGGAAUUUAAGCAUGAUAAGCAUACUGGGCUUGUCCUUUGCCAUCAUGGCAGUACCCUUCGGCCUCUCCACCACGAUGUACAUCACCCUUACAGAUGGGCAAUCCGUGACGAUACUCUACGGCUGGAUCUUCGUGUCCCUCGUGUCUCUCGCCAUUGCCGCCUCCCUUGCUGAGAUAUGUGCCGUCUAUCCUACAGCCGGAGGAGUAUACUACUGGAGCGCCAUGCUGAGUACUCGAGAUUGGGCGCCCUUGAUGAGCUUCAUUGACGGCUGGCUCACGUUGGUCGGAAAUUGGACGGUUACUUUGAGUAUCAACUUCUCGGGAGGACAGCUCAUACUGAGUGCCAUCAGCUUAUGGAACGAAGACUUUGCACCAAACGCCUGGCAGACAAUACUCAUGUUUUGGGCAGUGAUGCUGGUAUGCGCGUCGGUCAACAUCUUUGGUUCGGCCUACCUGGACUGGAUCAACAAACUCUGCAUAUAUUGGACAGGAGCAAGCGUACUCAUCAUCCUGAUAACUUUACUGGCGAUGGCCGAUACCAGGAGGAGUGGUGCAUUUGUGUUCGGACACUAUGAUGCUUCGGCAAGUGGAUGGCCAGACGGCUGGGCCUUCUUCGUUGGCCUGCUGCAAGCAGCGUAUACUUUGACGGGAUACGGCAUGGUUGCGUCGAUGUGCGAGGAGGUACAGAAUCCAGAUCGCGAAGUUCCAAAGGCAAUCGUGUUAUCCGUUGCCGCAGCGGGCCUGACGGGCGUUAUCUACCUCAUCCCCAUUCUAUUCGUUCUGCCACCAGUCGAGCUCCUACUUGGUGUUGCCAACGGACAGCCAAUUGGCCUUCUCUUCAAGACUGUUACAGGAUCUGCCGCCGGGGGGUUCGGUCUGCUCUUUCUUAUCCUUGGUAUUCUGUUCUUCGCUGGUAUUGGCGCCUUAACGGCCGCAUCUCGUUGCACAUACGCUUUCGCCAGAGAUGGAGCAAUUCCCGGUUAUAAGCUCUGGUCUAAGGUUGACAAAAGGCUGAAUGUGCCUUUAUGGGGCAUUAUCCUCUCUGCGACGGUUGACUGCCUUCUUGGCCUCAUAUAUUUCGGAUCUACAGCAGCCUUUAACUCUUUUACAGGAGUAGCGACGAUUUGUCUAUCCACCUCCUACGGCCUGCCCAUCCUCAUCAACGUUAUCCGAGGCAGAAAAGCCGUUGAACAUUCCACGUUCUCGCUAGGAAAGUUUGGCUAUGCAAUCAACAUUGCAACGCUGUGUUGGAUAUGUUUUGCCGUGGUACUGUUCUGCAUGCCAGUUUCGAUCCCGGUGACACCAUCGUCAAUGAACUAUGCUAGCGUUGUGUUUGCUGGCUUUGCCUCGAUCAGCGUGAUCUGGUACUUUGCACGGGCAAGGAGGGAGUUCAAGGGGCCGCCUAUCAUGCCUGAUGCGCCAGAUGAAGAUGCGGGAGUUGUGUCUGGGAAGAUGGGGCCUCUGGACAACAGGGACAAAGGAAGUGGAGAAAGGAUCCUUGUUGGCGAUAGGAAGUAG
This is a messenger RNA of Endocarpon pusillum Z07020, 1593 nucleotides long. RefSeq lists its product as uncharacterized. Gene Ontology annotation, biological process: transmembrane transport. The transcript is spliced from 2 exons. Gene Ontology annotation, molecular function: transmembrane transporter activity. NCBI's taxonomy places the organism in Eukaryota, Fungi, Ascomycota, Eurotiomycetes, Verrucariales, Verrucariaceae. The record is from RefSeq and is a predicted model, not a curated record. Gene Ontology annotation, cellular component: membrane. Bases 1 to 1593 code for a protein of 530 amino acids.